Brassica oleracea var. oleracea is the source of this 425-nucleotide messenger RNA. RefSeq names its product protein PHLOEM PROTEIN 2-LIKE A8-like. The record is from RefSeq and is a predicted model, not a curated record. Lineage: Eukaryota; Viridiplantae; Streptophyta; Magnoliopsida; Brassicales; Brassicaceae. Gene Ontology annotation, biological process: signal transduction.
CAGUAACGAAGCGGAUUUCGCGGAUAAGAUGGCAAAACAUAUUCAGGAUUACCUAAACAAAGAUAAACCGCCGAGAGAAGAAAAUCCUAAACCCCAAGGAAAAAGAGAAGAAAACGUUAAGCCCCAAGGAAAGGGAGGAGACAACCCUAAUCCUGAGGAAGGCUCUAACAUGGCAUCAAGCAGUAUCAAACCAGGAAAACAAUGCCUGAAGUAAUUGGAGGAAAAGCUUGAUGUCGACUGCAAUGACGACGAAACUCGUUUUGUUGGAGUUGUUGGUAUGGCUUGAAUUGGCAAAACUUAUAUGGCCGAGUGAUCUCUAUAGCUUGAAUCCUUGUAAUUCCUAUUACAUGUAUACAACAACAAUUUUAUUAUUUAAUGUCACAUCCACAGAGACUAAAGUUGCAAUAUACUUUUAUAAGAAUGUA